Messenger RNA from Juglans regia (Persian walnut), 2807 nucleotides. RefSeq lists its product as uncharacterized. The coding region runs from base 150 to 2243 and encodes 697 amino acids. Lineage: Eukaryota; Viridiplantae; Streptophyta; Magnoliopsida; Fagales; Juglandaceae. The transcript has 8 exons. The record is from RefSeq and is a predicted model, not a curated record. Gene Ontology annotation, molecular function: zinc ion binding.
UUCGAUCUGAUAACAGAGAGAGCUCCACAGAAACAUCUAAGAAACCCUCUGAAUCAUAAUCUUAUGGCAGCCCGUUGAAUUCAUAUACUCGAAAGCUGCAGAAAUUCGCGGUUGUGAAACUUUUUAUUGCCUGUAGCAGUUGAAGGACCAUGAAAGGCCACGAAGCAAAGAUGCCGAGAAUGGAAGAUAUUCUUAGCCUUCCAGUGCAAGAUCCUCCUUUUGAAGAGUUUUCUGCUGCUCAUUUAAAGUGGGUAAAAGUAGAAGGUGGUCGCCAAGGUGGUGAUGAUAUUGCUCUCAUCCCUUAUGCUAGAGUGGACGAUUUUGUCAAAGGAGAAUCUUCUAAUGCAGAAUGUCCUGCUAGUUUCCGCAUUGAGUCAAGUAGGAAGAGACCUGAGGGGAGCAUCACCAAGCCGAGGGUUGAUGGCUAUCUGGAGUACACAUUGUACUGGUGUUCUUAUGGUCCCGAAGACUACCGAGAAAGUGAGUCUGGAAUGGGGGAUGUCUCAAACAUCAAGCCUGCAUCAGGGAAGGGGAGCAGGCCAGGGAGGCGUCACAUGAUGAGAGGUUGCCUUUGCCAUUUCACUGUGAAACGAUUGUAUACCCGCCCUCUCCUAGCCCUCAUCAUCUAUAAUCAAAGAAAGCAUGUAGAUAAGACAGGAGCCCCAUGUCAUGGCAGACUUGAUCGUGAUGCUCUAGGGACAAGAGCCAUGUAUGCUCCAAGGAUAUCAGAAGAGUUACGCCAAAAAGUGAUGUCUAUGCUUUAUGUUGGGAUAUCUUUGGAUAAUGUAAUUCAGCAUCACAUGGAGGUGGUGCAGGGGCAUGGUGGACCCCAUAAUCGGGAUGAUUUUCUCACUCGAAAUGAUGUUCGUAACAUGGAAAGGCUUAUUCGUAACUCUUCUCACGAGUUACAUGCAAAUGAUGAAUGCAGUAUUAAAAUGUGGGUCCAACGGCAUCAAAAGCAUGUAUUCUACUUUCAGGAGAACUCCAGUUCAGAACCCUUUAUCUUGGGAAUACAGACAGAGUGGCAGCUGCAACAGAUGGUCCAUUAUGGACAUAAUGGUUCGAUAGCUUCUCAUUCGACAUUUGGCUUGAAAAAACUUAAGUAUCCCCUGUGUACUUUACUCGUUUUUGACUCAUCCCACAAUGCAAUUCCGGUUGCUUGGGUCAUUACCUCUUCUUUUGUCGGUCAAGGUAUCCAUAAGUGGAUUGCCUUACUUGCUGAAAGAAUCCAUGCCAAAGACCCCAGAUGGAGACUCAAUGCCUUUCUGGUAGAUGAUCCUUCUUUUGAGGUUUCCAUUAUAAGAGAGGUUUUCCAAUGCCGGGUUCUAUUAUGUGUCUGGCGUAUUCGGCGCACUUGGAUAAGAAGUCUUUUAAAGAAAUGCUGCAACUUUGAUGUGCAGCGAGAGAUGUUUAAGUACUUAGGCUGGCUUUUAUAUUGCACAAGAAGUGGGCCAAAUGCUGUGGACGCAAUUGAAGAGUUUAUGCAAGUAUUUGUUGAUCAAUGUGCAUUUAUGGAUUAUUUCAAGAUCCGAUGGCUACCAACCAUAGAGUUGUGGGUUACUGGUGUAAGGUCUCUUCCUGUGGCCAGUCCGGAGAUUCUUGCUGCCAUUGAAUCCUACCAUUUGAGGUUAAAAUCCAAGCUUUUCAAUGAUCAACAUGCUAAUUCCUGGGCAAGAGUUGACUGGUUGAUGCACUUUCUGACGACAGAAUUUCACUCCUUAAAUUGGUUAGAACAAUACAGUGUGGAGACUGGGUAUCUUGAAAAUCUGAGGGACAAGUCUUUCUCAACCAACGCUUGGUAUCAGGCAUUACACAUUGUUGACAUUGAUGUGAUACUGGAUGAGCAAAAUCUUGAGUUUGCAAAAGUCAUUUCUCAAACAGACAGAAGCUUGGCGUAUACAGUUUGGAACCCUGGUUCGGAAUUCGCCCUCUGUGAUUGCCCCUGGUCAAGGGUGGGAAAUCUCUGUAAGCAUGUUAUCAAGGUGGCAAUUUUAUGUAAAAAUCGGCAGGUUGCAAGACCAUUAUUGGCUGCUCAAGUUUAUCGGCAGACAUUGCUUACCCUUCUGCAGAACCCCCCUGAUGAUCCUCUAGUUCUGGAGCAUGCCAUUUUACAUGCCACUCGCUUGCAACAGGACAUCAAAGGUUUAGAAGAUUUGUCUAAUAGUGGCUUACUCCAACCAUUACCUCCUGAGAUUAACUCUCAAAUGGCAGAUAGUAUUCUGCUUUUUCCCGGUCUUCAUUGAACCUACCAUUUACAAAGGGCUAUUGAGCAUCUUCAAUUGAGCUGAAUCUUCUUCAGCCAAAAGUUUCAAUGGGGGCCUGUGAAGCCAUGUGUUUUUAUUGGCUCAUAUACAACUUGGAAACAAGUCAGAAUUAAAAUCAGCACGGUUUGAUUGCACGAGACAGCGUUUAUUCAUGAACAUGCCAAUCUUUGCUUCUGUAGCAAAUAAGGAGGGUAGAGUCCGUGGACGAUGUGGCUUCAGCAUCCUACACUCUGUCUAUCACCCUUGCUCAAAUUACGAAAAUUAUUCAACCCAGAUUACAGUCAUGAUAUGAAGAAUGAAGAUAAGUUCCAAUGUCAAAGACGAAAAAAAAAAACCUUUAAUUCAUAAAAUGUACAAAGUAUGCCGCGUUGGCGUGUUCCUUACUCAACGGAGGAGAGGUUCUUUCCGUGUGUUUGCAUGAAAUGAUAGAGCCCAUUAUCCUCAAAAUGUACAUUGCAAUAUGUUGAUCUUCUAUACUCUUAUUAAAAAAAACCUCUGUAUAUGAUAUUUAAUGAAUGAAAAUAGAUGUAUAUAUUGUAUGAA